GUAAUCUGCUGGUCGCUAUCACUGCACCGGUCGCGUCGAGAGCAUGAUUGUCCCGGGUGGAUUCGGUGUCUUUGCUGCCUCCGUAUUCGGCCACCGUCGCUUUCACUGCGAGGACCUUCAGUAGUGCGUCGAGAUGCUGACCGCUCUGGUGCUGUUUGUGUCGGUUUACCUGGCCGUCAGGGCCCUGAUGGCGAAGUUGCUUCAGAACCUGCAAGAUGCUUCCACAGUGUGGAAUUUCAGAUCGCCUCCUAAUGCUAAAGACUCUUCCACAUCUUUUACUGGCCAGGGGCACGACCAGGGCAGUUACCGCUAUGGAAGAAAGGUCCACAGGCAGAGCUCGGCUUACAAUGUUGACAAGUAUGGUGUCGAGUCUGUUUAUGUUCCCAAGAUUCCCUUUUCGAAGCAGAUGGAGAAUUUUGAGGUCCGAGCGUAUUUCAAAGAGUGGAUGCCUAUGGAGCCUCAGCGGCACGCUGAUCAUCUGCACAUUGAUCAUCUGCACCGCUGUUCUAUUGAAAGCUGUUAUAAGUGUGUGCCUAUGAGCAAGGAAAAGUUUGUUGCAAAUUGUAAAGAACUUGACAAUGCCCUCGUUGUACGGCCUGUUUGGAGGGGUUGGCUGACACCGGUAGACCUUCUGAAGAACUCUAUCUAUCUUACUUGCAAGAGAAUACCACAUCAUUACAUGCCUAUUCCCAAACAAAUCUUGACUUCUGAAAGGGUGAAAGAUGCAAUCAGCCGAGCUGUUGAAGAUGACCCCGAAACUGACCAAGCAGUGCAUAGUAAACGGGCCGCUUGCAUCUUCGAACGUAUGCGGGCGUCAAUUUCUACAUCAUUGCUCAGGGUAGCAGUGUGGUUCAUGCAUCGUAUCAUGUCCCGCAUGUUGACUGGAGUGUAUGUGCCGAGAGGGCAAAUAGACAUGAUCAAACGUGCCUCAGAGCUCAAUGUUCCCAUGGUAUACUUACCUCUGCAUCGGAGCCAUCUUGAUUACAUUCUUGUGACGUACCUGCUAUACCUGAAUGAUAUGAGGCUGCCACUUGUGGCUGCUGGAGAUAAUCUGCUCAUCCCUCUUUUUGGGCAACUGCUGCGAGGUCUGGGGGGAUUUUUCAUCAAAAGGAGGCUUGACUUCAAAGAUGGGCGCAAGGACCACGUGUACAGAGCAGUUCUCAAAGAGUACAUGAAAGAGAUCUUGAUGGCGAACCAUAGCUUGGAGUUCUUCCUCGAAGGAGGGCGAUCACGAACUGGGAAAACUCGCCUCCCCAAAGCAGGUCUCCUGUCAGUCAUCGUUGACUCUUUCUAUGAGGAGCCUUGGAAAGACAUUCUUAUAGUACCCAUUUCUAUCAGCUAUGAGAAGUUGUUGGAUGGAAACUUUGUCAGUGAGCAGUUGGGAGAGCCAAAGGUGAUGGAGACAUUCACAGCAGCACUCACUUCCAUCUGGAAGAUAUUACAUUCCAACUAUGGUGCCGUUCGUGUCGAUUUCUGUCAGCCAUUCUCUCUGAUGGAGUUCCUCAACCGUGCCAGAAUUUCGUCUUCCGCGCCACUAUACUUUGACUGCCCUCUUUCUUUGCUGGAAGCUGCAAAAGACUCAAGAACAGUCAAGUACAAUGAGUGCACGAGUACAACCUCACUAUCCAGUCCAGACGGCACUUCUGAAGAGACUCGAGCGGCUAUUAAAAGCCUUGCCAACCAUGUUGUUCACCAGUCGACAGCAUCUCUUACAUUGAUGAGCACAAGCUUGGUUGCUUUCCUACUUCUCACAAAACAUCGAAAGUGGUGCAACAUGUCUGUGCAGGGUGGAACUCUGCAGCAGUUGGCAGACAGCCUCUGCUGGCUACGGUCAGAAGCGAGGCUGCACAAACGCCAGGUGAUGUGCCUUGGCGAUGAUGCAGAGACAGUUCGCCGUGCAUGUGCCUUGCUGGGCAAAGAACUCGUAAUCUCGGAGACAGUCCAGAUGGAAUGGUCAUCGGGAGACACUGAGAAUAACAAUGUCAAGAUUGUCUUCUACCGACCUGCACUGCACCUUCCUUCUGUGCUGGAGCUGCAGUACUAUGCCAAUGCUGUGCUGCCAGUGUUCGUGCCUGAAGCGAUUGUUGCCACUUCACUAUAUGCUCUCACUGGUGAAGUUACACUCAUACAGGAACUGAGUCCUUUGGUUAUUUCAAAGCGUGACCUGCUGAGUAAGUGCCAGGAUCUGAUCAACAUCCUCCAGCGGGAGUUUGUGUUGGUUCUACCAUGCUCCAGUGUGCGGGAAGUGAUCGAUGAUGCCAUAUCAUACUUUGCGACGAACAACAUUCUAUGCACCUGUGACAGCACCCAGCCAAAGCAGGAUGAUCCAUAUGCGUGGUCGACGGAUGAUGAAUCGUCACUCAACAAUUCGGAGUACGAAUAUGGUGAAUCAAGGGAGUACGAAUUCAUGGAAGAAUACAGUCUUGUCCUGGAUGACAUAAGCCUGAUGCACCUAGAGUUUCUUCGGUCUGUGCUUGCAAGCUACAUAGAGUCUUACUGGGUGGUUGCCUGUUCUCUUUUCAAGCUGGUGGGCACUCCGAUGGAAGAGAGGAUAUUCUUCCAAGAAAUCCAGAAGGUUGCUCAAGACAAAUUGCAAGAAGGAACACUCUAUUAUGAGGAAAGCUUCGCUGCUGACACGUUGCACAAUGCAGUCCAGCUGUAUGAACAAUGGGGUAUUGUAGAGCAUCACACUCAAGACUGCAUUCGUGUCCUGUACUUGAAUGAGCAGUGGAAUGUGGAUGAAGCCAUCAAUUCUGUGAUUAGCUUUGUGGGGCAAUUCAGGCAGUAACAGAAGAAUGUUCACUUCAGAAACAUUCAGCUGGGAGCAGCAGCUGCUGAAGACAAGCCCGACUGUUUAUGCUUAGUAUUUGUGAUUUUGUAAUGUAGGCUUGUGUGUAAUGUGAUUUUGUAAUGUACGUAAAACAACAAAAUAAUACAAAAAAUUAGGGGGGAAAAAGUCUUUCUAAAGGCAGCUUGUUUGCAGGAGUUGAACUCUUAAAGCUUCACACUCUAACCUUUGCUUGUAAGAACCAUUAAAUACAGUUUUACUCAUUCUCGCUCAAAGUAUUAGUGGUUUAUUACUUUUCUUUCAUAUCACAUUCGUGUCUGUUUAUCCGGAAAUGUUUGUUGUUGACAUUAAGAGAAGAGCAUGGAAGUUUUAGAUCAAAAGGCAAAGGCUUGCACCAUAAAGGGGUAGACUGCAUUUUUUUCAUGUUUCCUGCACUUUGUACAUAGUAUUAAAAUUGUUCAUUUGUGAAUAAUGUCAUUUCAUAAAUGUGUAGUUCACUUUGUGCUGUCACUGUUAACAACUAAAAACUUGUUAUGUAUUCCCUUAUAUGAAGUUGUUUACCAUGAAGUGCCUUCAAGGUGAGCAAUGCAGUGCUUUUUCUGUGCCAAUAAAUAAUACAGAAAUAAACUAGCUUUUUAUUGCCUCGA
Molecule: messenger RNA, 3435 nt
Organism: Rhipicephalus microplus (southern cattle tick)
Lineage: Eukaryota; Metazoa; Arthropoda; Arachnida; Ixodida; Ixodidae
Gene: mino
Product: glycerol-3-phosphate acyltransferase mino
Biological process (GO): triglyceride biosynthetic process; glycerol-3-phosphate metabolic process; fatty acid metabolic process
Cellular component (GO): mitochondrial membrane
Molecular function (GO): glycerol-3-phosphate O-acyltransferase activity
Source: RefSeq, a predicted model, not a curated record